Messenger RNA from Sinocyclocheilus anshuiensis, 2866 nucleotides. Its product is annotated as la-related protein 4-like. The transcript is spliced from 17 exons. The record is from RefSeq and is a predicted model, not a curated record. Gene Ontology annotation, molecular function: mRNA 3'-UTR binding. Gene Ontology annotation, biological process: positive regulation of translation. Gene Ontology annotation, cellular component: cytosol; cytoplasmic stress granule. Bases 456 to 2822 code for a protein of 788 amino acids. Lineage: Eukaryota; Metazoa; Chordata; Actinopteri; Cypriniformes; Cyprinidae.
UUGGCGGACUGUGUUAAUGUCUGCCUACUCAUUGGUAAGGUGUGUGUCCCCUGUGUCCGCUUCGGUCGCCCGUUUAGGAAUGCACUCUAUGGCACUGACGCUUGUGUAAAUCACGAGGAAGGCGCGUUAGGAACGAAUUCGCUAUUUUCGGCGCUUGCGCUGUGAUUUUCAUCCGUCGGUUGACAAACAUCGGAGCCUGCGCCGUAUUUGUCGAUGCAUUGAUAGCUAGCCAGCUAGUUAGCAGGAGAACUAGCCCAUUCGGUGGCUAGCCAGCCAGCACGCAUUCUGAGCUUUCAUUACCGAGCGCUCAAUAAGUUCAGGUUCUUCAACCGGACCGCCUACUGUGCGCAUACUGGUGUAUUUAUUAGCUAAUUAACGUUACUCGAUCAGCAAACAGAGGGACUCGAGGGGGGCAGGGAGAGAACGACGGAGGCGCGGUGAGCCAGGAGCGGCCGAUGAGUUCAGACCAGGGCGGAGAGCCGCAGCUGCAGGAGGAGGCUGAGCCGGGACCCAAACCCCGUGGGGAGGACGAGAUCACACCCGGGACCGGGGGAGACUCAGGCGUCAUGGUCACUGCUAAAGGAGCUGGUCUGAACCCUAAUGCCAAGGUGUGGCAGGAGAUCCCUGCAACACAAAGUGAAGCUCCUGUGGAUGGCACUGUGGCCUCCCCCUGGUCCCAGAACAAUACAGCUGAAGAUAACUCUGUAGGUAAACAGUACACACCUGGCUUCUCCACUCCUGUGGACAACAGCACCGCUAGUACUGUAGUAGGUGUGGUGAACGAUAUGGACCCCCCUGACCAAAGGUUCCCGGUUUCUGAGCACACUACAGCAACUAAUGUGGAGUCCAAGCUCCCUGAGGAACAGCCUGUCUCUCAAGAGACUUUGCGUGAGUCUCUCAAAAAAGAAUUGGAGUUCUGUUUCUCCAGGGAGAACUUAUCUAAGGAUCUUUACCUAAUAUCUCAAAUGGACAGUGACCAGUUUGUCCCUAUUUGGACUAUUGCCAGCAUAGAAGGAAUCAAGGUCCUCACAACUGACACGGACCUCAUCUUGGAUGUCCUCAGAUCAUCUCCGAUGGUUCAAGUUGACGAAAAAGGGGAAAAGGUGCGGCCAAAUCACAAGCGAUGCAUCAUCAUUCUGCGAGAAGUCCCUGAAACAACACCUGUUGAGGAAGUGGAAGCCUUGUUUAAGAAUGACAACUGUCCCAAGGUAAUAAGCGUGGAGUUUGCACACAACAACAACUGGUACAUUACAUUCCAGUCGGAUACAGACGCUCAACAGGCAUACAAAUAUUUAAGGGAAGAAGUGAAGACAUUUCAGGGAAAACCAAUCAUGGCCAGAAUAAAAGCCAUCAACACGUUCUUUGCGAAGAAUGGUUACCGCAGCCUGGACUGCAGUGUGUAUCCUCAGCAAUCUCACACUCAGUCCCAGUACAGCUCCCCUCUCUUCAUGCAGCCUGUUUACAGCCCCCAGCAGCAGUACCCACUCUACGGCAUAGUACCUCCUACCUGGACGCCAUCUCCGACUCCAUACUUUGAGACACCCCUCGCACCUUUUCCCAACAGUGGUUUUGUCAAUGGAUUUAGCUCACCUGGACACUACAAAAUUGGCUCAACUUCUCUCAACCUUAGCCGUCCCUUUAGCAGGAACCGUGUUCCACUCUAUUCAAGAAAGAAUGUAAUAAAUGCCUUCAGGAACCAUGUGAAGCCUCAGACGAGGGCUAAUGAUGGGCUGUCUUCCACUGUGUCUCUGGUGGCUCUUGUGGAUGGGUUGUCUGGCCUGCACAGUCCCCAGCCUCCAUCCAGCGCCGGGCCAGUGCUGUCAUCCACUGAGCUCAACUCAUCCUUUCCACACCUAGCUUCCAAUGAUCCAACUGAUGAUGGUACCAUGGCGGGACGUGGAAGGAGAACAACAUACAGAGGCACUCGAAGGCGGCGAGAGGAUGAUCGCACAACAAGAUCAGUUCCCCUGUCUCAAGUGAAGGUCCCACCCCCCAAGUUUGACCUGGCUGCCUCCAACUUCCCUCCGCUGCCUGGCUGCUCUGCCAGUCCGCAGGGGGAGCCUGUGCUGGAGAACCGGCUCUCUGAUGUUGUACGGGGCCUGAAUAGGGAAAAGCAGGAUUCAAACAAAGAGUCCGCUGCGAGUCCCGCAGGCCCAGCCUCAGAGGAGACCUUCUCUAGGCCCACCCAGCCUGUAGCCAAGAUGACUGCUCACGUCCCUGAUCCCGUGACCUCCAGCUCCAACCACCUGGAGAAGAAACCAGAGAAGGUGGAGCCUCCGGUUUAUAAAGAGACGUCUGUGACCUCUGGCCCCGUUGCAGCCAUGCCACCCACCCCUGCCCCAACAGCACCUGGUCCAAAGCCUCAGGCCAGCUCGGCCACACCUGCAGCCACCCCCCAAUCUAACACUGCCCCCUCCAGUACUCCUGCGCUGGAACCUCGCAAGCUCAGUUACGCUGAAGUAUGUCAGCGACCACCUAAGGAUCCCCCUCCUUCAGCAUCCACUUCCAGCCCCAACAAUGCAAGCACGCAGCCUCUGAGAGAGCUGCGCGUCAACAAGGUGGAGGAGCAGCAGCCCUCCAGCCCUGCAAACAAACAGGAGCGGCCUCAGGAAACGGGGGGAAACUGCAAGGCCAGGGAGGGCCGACCGGCCCGUGACUCCCAGGGCUUUUCUCGCAGCAAUGGACCCCCCAGAACCAGUGCAGGGGGGUUCAAACUACGGGAGCAACAGAGACGCCCUCCUUUCGGCCAUCGCGGUUCCCCCCAGGGAGGUUCCAGACACACUGGGAAAGAGCAGAACAUCCCCCCCAUAUCGCCAAAGUAAAGACUCUAAACAGAAAUCCUUAAUGUAUGAAUAUUUACACACGC